AAAUUGGCGGGCCGGAUUGAAAAGCUGAGUGGGCUGCAUCCGGCCCCUGGGCCUUAGUUUGCCCAUGCCUGGUCUAACUACUCCACAGCUGGAUAAAUGUGCUAUCCAUUCAUCACUUUCAUUAGCACAGGACACAGGUCAGGAGAUUUUCGUUCCUGUUUAUACAGUGUGUGUACGUGCGUGCGUGCGUGCACGUGUGUGUGCUGGCUUGCGCACUAGCUCCAUCAACUUGAUUGGAGCUGCAGUCUGAAGAGGAGCCGCAGCGUCAGAGUGUGAGGCAGAGGCAGGAGGAGCAGAAGGAGCUGGAGGAUCCGUUGGAAGACUCUGGGUCUGAGUUGGCGAAGGAAUGAGAAAAGAGCGACCGUCACCAUCCUCACCAUGCAGCCGACAAACACCAGUCGUCCAUUUUACACGGCUGCAUGAUCCGACGAGCGCCAAUGUGUCUGUGUCCUGCGGGCAGGCGGCAGUAGCAGCAUCACAGUGUUCAGUCCCGUUGGUGAUGAUAAUGAUGGUGAAGACAACAUAGGCCAACGCCUCGCUACAGCUUCGCACAGGGAAUGAAAACACUGCCAAGAUGGUCCGCGUCGCCAAGGCCCUGGGUAUGAUGAUCCUGUUCGUGGCUGUGCUCAUUCUGUCGCUUAUCAGUUACGUUUCUCUGAGAAAAGACAGCCUCUUCACAUCCUCCAAGUACUACAUGAGCGGCCCCAGGAUCAUGUUUCACGCAGGAUUCCGGUCUCAGUUUGCCAUGAAUUUCAUGGAUCCAUCUUUCAUACCUUUAACCACGGCCCUAAAUGAAGAGCUUCAAGGAAAAUCCUCAAAAUGGAGGUUCAACAAGACGGCCUUUUAUCAGCAUAGGAAAGAUAUAUUCAACUAUAUUGACAUUCCCAACAACUUCUCCCUCACCAAGAACAGCGUGCGGGUCGGACAGCUGAUGCACUUUGACUACUCCAGCCACAAAUACGUCUUCUCCAUUAGCAACAACUUCAAAUCCUUGCUCCCAGACAUCUCUCCUAUCCUCAACAAGCACUACAGUAUGUGUGCUGUGGUGGGAAACAGCGGCAUCCUGACAGGGAGUCACUGUGGGCCAGAAAUCGACCAGGCUGACUUUGUGUUCCGCUGCAACUUUGCACCCACGGAGGUCUACUCCAAGGACGUAGGCAAGAAGACCAACCUGACCACCUUCAACCCUAGCAUUCUGGAGAGGUACUACAAUAACCUGCUCACUAUACAAGACAGAAAUAAUUUCUUCCUCAACCUAAAGAAGCUGGAGGGAGCCAUUCUGUGGAUUCCUGCCUUCUUUCUUCAUACCUCAGCCACCGUGACCAGGACCCUGGUGGACUUCUUUGUGGAGCAUAAGAGCCAGCUGAAGGUCAAGCUGGCCUGGCCCGGGAACAUCAUGCAUGAUGUCAACAAAUACUGGAAGACAAAAAACCUCUCCCCCAAACGCCUCAGCACUGGAAUUCUCAUGUACACACUGGCCUACGCCAUGUGCGACGAAAUCCAUCUCUACGGCUUCUGGCCCUUCGGCUGGGACCCCAACACAGGCAAAGAUCUGCCCUACCACUACUAUGACAAAAAAGGGACCAAAUUCACCACUAAGUGGCAGGAGACCCACCAGCUGCCCAGUGAGUUCAAGCUGCUUUAUAAGCUGCACAGGGAAGGCGUGACUAAACUCAGUCUCACACACUGCACUGCCUAGACAUUCAGUGUUGGAUUUGAGAGGAUGCAGAACAGAAUCAUCAGCUCAGUUAACUCUUCUGUUUAGUUCUUUCAUGCAUGAUAUGUGUAUAUCCUCUUUUUACAGGCACACUCCGAAGUUAUGUCAAAUAUCAUAUGAUGCCAUUCAGGUAAUUUGGGAAAUCCAUUAUGGUUGUGUUCAGCAUUGUUGGGAUUUUUUAUGCUGCUGACUUGGCUCCACAACUCUGGACUCUCCAGCAUGACUAUACACAGCCUAAAGGAAACACAUCUCUAUUUUGACUAGAGCCUGCAGGAAAGUUUGCUGCAGAAACAGAGAAUGUCAAAGUUAUUCCACUUCUGCAUUGAUUUACUCUUACUACGAUAUACUGGAUAUAAAGGAAAAUGCAUUCAAAUCACUGCCUAAUCUCAGGGAAGGAGUUAGAUCAGUGUUUUUUUUUUUGUCACCUCCGAGAGCUGAGGUACAAAAACUGUAGUUGUUUACAAGACUACACACCGACACACACAUUUACAUGGAUUAUGUCCCUGAUUUGAGUAUCUACUCACUGACAAAUUGCAUUCCCUACGCCCUUGAGGCUAACAGUUAGCCUUGGGUUUGUCGGUGGGGUCAGACUCUACCAAUGAACCCAAUCACUUCUCUUCUAUAAUCUGUGAACAUUUAAUUGUGCAAUUGAGAAAACUUUUUGGAUUAUAUAAUUUUUGAAAACAAUUUUUGAAGUAAAAUGUAACAUUCCAGCAAAAGCCAUACAAAUCCACAGACAGAGAGCAUAAAUGUGUUUUUUAUUGCGGCACAAAAUUGAAAAAAGUCUUACACAUUUAGUUUAAGAAAAAAAAAACCCACAUUGGUUUAGUCACAGUAGAACUUAUAUUGAAGUGACACGUUUUUUUCGAUGGCACCCUAUUAAAAAAAUAACGCCAACCUGUUUUGUAUAAUGGGUGGAGUAUGGGAAGUAUGAAACCAAGUAUGGUGUGUGCAUUUAGACGUUAGUUAUCUUUCUGUAAACGCACUGAAAACAAAACCUUCCCCUGUUUUCAUUGGAUAUCAGUAAAUUUGCAAAACACAAACGAGGGAAUGCGAUUCAAAUUACUGGUGUGACCCAAAUAUAAGUCCUAGUGUGGUGAAGCCCUUUUAAAACACAACAUUUUGGAUAUAGUUUCAUCAACAGUUUCGUCAAUUAAUAUAAUAGUGAGACUGGAUGGAGGCGAGGUUAUUUAUGCAUCAUGUAGAAAUAUAUAGUUUAUUAUAUCUAAGGAAAGUAAAUGUACUAUCACUUCCUGCAUCUUGUAUAAAAGCAUGGUCCACUGAAAUGACACUGCAUGUGAAGCACUAACAAAUCUCUAUGGCUAGUUUUAUACAACUUUUCUGAAGGUUGUUCUUGAUUUUUGCUAAUCGUUUGUAUUCCUGGGGGUGUGUUUGAUUAUUAUUGGUGUAUUUGUAUGAUGAACAUUUCAAGGCUAACCCAAACACCUACCACUAACUUCCACAUGGGACCAAAACUAUGAGAACAAACUUUAUUUUUUUAUGAGUGCAGAUAAUUUCAGUGCGCUCAGAAUCUGUCCGGUCCAUUGGGCCAGAAUAGACCGUGCCCAUGUUGACAGAGAAAGCUGGCCACAUGAAUGUCUCAUGACUGGGAAUCAUGUGCUUGGUCCUUGUUAUUAUUCUGACUUGAGCUAAGGUCAAAUACUCACCACAUGUUGUGUUUGGUCUUUGUGAUUAUACUUUUAUGACAUGGCAGGCAGUUACUGACCAUCACAUACUUAAUUAACAUCUGUGUAGGUCUCUCUUAUAUGCAGACCACUUAUUUUGACCAACAAUGUAGACUAGAGUGGAGGCAGUGGUAGGACGCCCUGCCUGCCAUACAAAAAGUGGAACAAAAAGAGGGUUCAAUUCCACCUAGUCCCCCUCCCUCCAU
This is a messenger RNA of Cynoglossus semilaevis (tongue sole), 3608 nucleotides long. RefSeq names its product sia-alpha-2,3-Gal-beta-1,4-GlcNAc-R:alpha 2,8-sialyltransferase. NCBI's taxonomy places the organism in Eukaryota, Metazoa, Chordata, Actinopteri, Pleuronectiformes, Cynoglossidae. Gene Ontology annotation, molecular function: alpha-N-acetylneuraminate alpha-2,8-sialyltransferase activity. The transcript is spliced from 4 exons. Bases 575 to 1699 code for a protein of 374 amino acids. The record is from RefSeq and is a predicted model, not a curated record. Gene Ontology annotation, biological process: oligosaccharide metabolic process; N-glycan processing.